AUGAUAUUAAAGCUCUAUAUGAUUAGGGCAUCGAAAAGUAACAGGGUCCCCAUAUACCUGUUGUAUAAACACUCAUUAGAGCGUCUUAUAGUAAUCAAAAUGCUGUCGACAGUCGUCAUACUAUUUGCGAUUUGUUGGCUACCGAUCCACAUAUUCUCGCUGUUGGUGUGGUUCUACCCCCAGAUACUAAAUGCCAAGACCAAGGUAGCUUAUAAUCUGUACGUGGGCACCUACUUCUUUUGCCACUGGAUCUCACAGUUUCAUUCACUCGUUAAUCCCAUUGUGUACUGUUUUAUGAGCGAGAAUUUUAGAAAUAGUCUUCGAUCACUAAUACAGUCGUGUUUUGUGCGAAUCAAGACAUGCGAUCGACGGGUGAAUGAAUGCGAAGUGAAUAUAACGCAAGACCAGAGUCUGUCCUCAUAUAACAACUCAAAUGCGCUCAGAAUUACUGACUAUAACAACAAGAAUCGCAUUCUGGACGAGGAUUUUCUGUAGGAAUAUUUUGUUAGAAAAGUUUUUUGGAGAAUAUUCUGUACGAAUAAA
Molecule: messenger RNA, 543 nt
Organism: Oppiella nova
Lineage: Eukaryota; Metazoa; Arthropoda; Arachnida; Sarcoptiformes; Oppiidae
Source: the annotation of a GenBank genome assembly